AUGGCUGAGAUAUCCGACUCACACUUUUCGUCAACCGAGGAGGAAAAAGGUGUGCGGACUCCUCAGGCGACAGACGCUACUCAUCUGUCGGCCGGUCAAUCGCAGGACAGUAGUGCCACCCAGCAACUCCCUCCCAUCGAUCGCGGAAAAGAUGCCUGGUUUUUCCUCGCAGCAUGCUUCGUCAUGGAAGCCCUCGUCUGGGGCUUUGCCUUCACCUACGGAGUCUUCCAAGCCUAUUACAGCAAGACCCCCGAGUUCAAGAACUCCGGCAAUAUCGCCGUGAUCGGGACCUGUGCCAUGGGAAUCAUGUAUCUGGACCUCCCGAUCGUUUUCGCCGCCUAUAGACGUUGGCCCAAGUAUCAACGGCUCGGGUGUGGCCUGGGCGUCCUGGUGAUGUGUCUGUCUCUCGCUCUGAGUUCGCUCUCUACCAACGUGACCCACCUCAUCAUCAGCCAGGGAAUCUUCUAUGCCCUCGGUGGCAGCGUGGCGUAUUCGCCAUGCAUCCUCCUAAUGGAAGAUUGGUUCGAUAAACGCAAAGGGCUCGCCUUUGGCGUCAUGUGGGCCGGCACGGGGCUCGGCGGCGUUGUCCUCCCGAUCGUGAUGGAGCAGCUGCUGAACCGGUAUGGAUUCCGCAUCGCCCUCCGAGCCUUCGCCAUCGCCCUCUUUGUCCUCACGGCGCCACUGGUGUAUUUCGUGAAGCCCCGGGUGCCAGUCUCUCAGCGGCCCAAGGCAGCGCCGCCCAACCUGCGCUUCAUCAUCACCUCGACCUUUGCCCUCUUUGAGAUCUGCAACAUCGUCGAGGCCCUGGGAUUCUUCCUCCCGUCGCUCUAUCUCCCCACCUACGCCGGGGUCAUCGGCGCAUCGAGCAGCCUGCAGGCGCUGACCGUCAUCCUCUUCAACGUCGCGUCGGUCGUGGGCUGCGUGGUCAUGGGCGCCAUCAUCGACAAGCUCGACGUGACCACCUGCAUCCUCGUGUCCACCGUCGGGUCCACCAUCGGCGUGUUCCUCAUCUGGGGGUUCUCCAUGUCGCUGGCCCCGCUCUUCGUCUUCUCGAUCGUCUACGGCCUGUUCGCCGGCUCCUACACCAGCACCUGGCCCGGCAUCAUGCGCGACGUCGUCCGCAAAAAGAGCUCCGCCGAAUCCAGCAUGGUCUUCGCCUGCCUGGCCGCCGGCCGCGGCAUCGGGAACCUCGUUUCCGGGCCGCUCAGCGAAGCCCUCGUCAAGGGGAUGCCGUGGAAGGGCCAGGCCGUCUACGGCUAUGGGAGUGGCUAUGGCACGCUGAUCGUCUUCACGGGCGUCACUGGGGUUAUUGGCGGGGGAAGCUACGUGGCGCGCUGUUUCAGGUGGAUAUAA
This is a messenger RNA of Aspergillus thermomutatus, 1353 nucleotides long. Its product is annotated as putative MFS monocarboxylate transporter. The transcript is spliced from 2 exons. Gene Ontology annotation, cellular component: fungal-type vacuole membrane. Gene Ontology annotation, biological process: transmembrane transport. Bases 1 to 1353 code for a protein of 450 amino acids. NCBI's taxonomy places the organism in Eukaryota, Fungi, Ascomycota, Eurotiomycetes, Eurotiales, Aspergillaceae. Gene Ontology annotation, molecular function: transmembrane transporter activity. The record is from RefSeq and is a predicted model, not a curated record.